Messenger RNA from Pelecanus crispus (Dalmatian pelican), 972 nucleotides. It is a transcript of the gene AEN, whose product is annotated as apoptosis enhancing nuclease. The record is from RefSeq and is a predicted model, not a curated record. Gene Ontology annotation, cellular component: nucleus. Lineage: Eukaryota; Metazoa; Chordata; Aves; Pelecaniformes; Pelecanidae. Gene Ontology annotation, molecular function: nucleic acid binding; exonuclease activity.
AGCAAGAAGAAGAGCCGCAAGCACCAGCGGUUCAUGGAGCGCCGGGCGCUGCUGGAGCAGAAGGGGCUGCUGAGACCCCGCCGGUGCCUGGGCAGCCAGGCCCCCGUGGCGGGGCUGGAGGCACGCAGCACGCUCACCAAGGCGGGUGGCACCACGGCACUGUGCUGCGGGAAGGUCCCCAAGCCCAAACAGGUCAUCCCCCCUUCCCUGUCCCCAUCUGCCUCUCCGGACAGCAUAGCCAGGCACCACUCCGUGCUGCUGUCUCAGGGGAAUGGCAGCUCUAAGGGGGUGCGAAUGUCCUCCCCGCUCCUGCGCCCGGGCAAGUACGUGGCCAUCGACUGCGAGAUGGUGGGCACCGGCCCUCAGGGCAGGCUGAGCGAGCUGGCGCGGUGCUCCGUGGUGAACUAUGAGGGGGACGUCAUCUACGACAAGUAUGUCCAGCCUGAGCUCCCCAUCGUGGACUACCGGACGCGCUGGAGUGGCAUCACCAAGCAGCACAUGAAGAGUGCGAUUCCUUUCAAGGCUGCCCAGGCAGAGAUCCUGAAGAUCUUGAAAGACAAGAUUGUGGUAGGACACGCCAUCCACAAUGACUUCCAAGCCCUGAAGUACUUCCACCCGAAAGACAGGACCCGAGACACCAGCCAGAUCCCCAUGCUGAAACAGAGGGCAGGGCUGCCCAUCAGGGCCAGCGUCUCCCUCAAGAACUUGGCCAGGCACCUGCUCCAGAAAAAGAUCCAGGUCGGCUGCAAAGGGCACUCGUCGGUGGAGGAUGCUCAGACGGCCAUGGAGCUGUACAGACUGGUGGAGGUGCAGUGGGAAACGGAGCUGGCCCGCAGCCUGCCCCCCCGGCCCCCCAGCCCCGUCACGGACCCCACCACAGAAAAUAAGCGCUGCGGCUGCACCAUGUUCAUCUGUCACUUGGUGCUUGGGGACGAGCAGGGUCGCGCUGCCAGCCUGGAGCCGCCCCCAUGG